Molecule: messenger RNA, 5593 nt
Organism: Xiphophorus couchianus (Monterrey platyfish)
Lineage: Eukaryota; Metazoa; Chordata; Actinopteri; Cyprinodontiformes; Poeciliidae
Gene: bnc1
Product: basonuclin zinc finger protein 1
Exons: 5
Coding region: 1004-4234 (1076 amino acids)
Biological process (GO): regulation of transcription by RNA polymerase I
Cellular component (GO): nucleus
Source: RefSeq, a predicted model, not a curated record
UUACUUUAUUGUCAACAUACCAGAUGAAAGUGAAGGAAUACUUAUCAUUUUUCAGAAUUUCUGUGAUAUUCCUUUGACCUCCAAAAUCAUAAAAUCACAAGAAAAUGCAUUCUGGUCACAAGGCUGGCUUUUCCACUUUGAUGAGUGAAAGUUUAAUUUUGCUCCAGUUCACAUAAUCGUUAUAUGUGUGUGAAAUGUUGCCACUGCUGCCUCCCAUCUUUUAUUCCUGCUGUGCUCUCACUCUUUCCAGCUUUUAUGUUUUAUUUUUAAUAUCACUAUUUUCUAAAAAUGAGUCUUCUCUUCCGCUGUACACACAUACACAAACGCAGACACACACACACAAGUCAUAAAAGAGAGAUAACUAGAGAAGGACUCAAACUUGUGGCCCUUGUUCAUUCAGAUGGAAAUUGUCCUUGCUUUGCGUUUUCUACAUAGGUUCUGUUGGUGUGGAUGAGCGAAGUGGCCGAUGUCAGUGUGAACUUCAUCAGCUACCUUAGCUUUGUGAUGUUUCGUCUGAGAAGGGUGGUGGGGGGCUGGGAGCAUAUUUGCGCCAGCCUUUUACCCCCUUGAGCGUCUCCUUGAGCUGUGAUCUGCCCCUGCUGGCCCCAGACUAACUUUGUAACACCCCCAAAACCCACACACUAAGCUCCACACUGUGUGUGUGUGUGUGUAUGUCCAUUCGUUGCAUAUGCUCUACGCUGCCACCAAAAGGCUUGUAAGGAUUUGUCAGCCAGAUGUGACAAGAUUGUCAAGAGGCAGGCGUGGAGAGGGGGAGAUCUGAUAUUAAUCAGAGCAUAGCUGGAAGCCAAACUCUAUCAGACUCAGUGUACUAACAUGUUCCCCUCAUUUACUCUCUCUCUGAGCCAAACACUCCCUCUGCGUUCCUAACAGCAAGCAACCAACACCAGAGAGCCAUCCAAACUUUGGCUUGCUUCCUCCAUCCUCACGUUCACAUUUUUGUCUCCUUCAAACUUGUUUCUGUACAGAGGGCAGCGUUUUUCUCAUGGAUCUUCAGGCGAUCUGCUGCACCUUGGUAAACUGUAACUGUGACAACUUCAAGCCUGGGAAGCUGAAGAGGAGGCAGUGUGAAAACUGCAAACAUGGCUGGGUAGCACAUGCCUUGAGCAAGCUGAAGGUGCACCAUAUGUUCCAGAGUAGCCAGGUGGAGAUUGUGCAUUCCAACGUAGUGUUUGAUAUCUGCAGCUUGAUGCUGUACGGCACCCAAGCCAUCCCGAUCCGGCUCAAAAUCCUCCUGGACCGCCUUUUCUCUGUCCUCAAACAGGAGGAGGUCAUCCAGAUCCUCAACGCAUUGGACUGGACACUGCAGGAUUACAUCAGAGGAUACGUGCUCCAGGAUGUUGCUGGUAAAGUGUUGGACCGGUGGGCCAUCAUGACCUUUGAGGAGGAGAUUGCUACUCUGCAGCAGUUUCUGCGUUUUGGUGAAACCAAGUCUAUAGUGGAGCUUAUGGCUUUACAGGACAAGGAGGGGCAGGCGGUGUUGGUUCCCAGCACCCGCACAAACUCAGACAUCCGCACCUUCAUAGAGCGGAACACUCCUCGCUCCACUGCCAGUCUCUCCGCAACUAAGGUUGAAAAGAUUAGCGGCAACAGCAUGCACCACUUUGAGAACUUCAUCAAUAGCAUGGCCUUCAUGCUUCCAUUCCAGCUGCUAGGCUCUGUGCCUGCACCAUUCUUAGGCUCACCACCAGGGGCAAUGCAACAUCAGCACCAGCAGCACCAACAGCAUCAACAGCACCAGCAGCACCCAUGUGGUGCUUCAGUUGAGCAGCAGCUUCAGAGAAAAGAUGAUGUGAGAGACAAUAUUGGCAGGGACAACCCCCUCCAUCUCUCACAUCCUUCAGAGAGCAGCCUGCUAGGUUCUAGCUCCAUCUCAUAUGCUUCUGAUUUGGACCAAACCGGUGAAAGAACAAUGGACACACACUCCACAACAGCAAAGAUUGAAGCAGAAGACUUCUCCACCAGUGACAACUACUCAGAUGGCUCAUCGACACCAUGCACGCCAUCUAUGACCUCUGAUGUCCCACAGAUGUCUCCUGAGGGGAAGCUGCGCUCUCUGGACAGGAAUGGAAGCGGCAAUGGAGGGGCAUCGGGGGGUGGAGGCUCUCUGAAAAAAGGGCGUGUAUUUUGCAACGCUUGUGAGAAAACAUUUUAUGACAAAGGCACACUGAAAAUUCAUUACAAUGCAGUUCAUCUGAAGAUUAAACACAAGUGUACCAUUGAGGGGUGCAACAUGGUCUUCAGCUCGCUGCGCAGUCGCAAUAGGCACAGCGCUAACCCAAACCCCCGGCUACACAUGCCCAUGAACCGGAACAACAGAGACAAAGAUUUACGAGGGAGCUUGUCUGCUGAUGAAAGUUCACAAGGAGAAAAGAGAGCUGAAUAUAGCAAUACAAUUUCCAUCUCUUCCUCGGAAAGCCAUAAGUCUGCUCCCAGCUACAUGGUGAGUCAUGUGGACACUGCUCCUAAGCUCCACAGUAGUUCUUUCUCCAGCAUGGGCCAAACUGGCAUCCUCUUCCCUAACUUGAAGACAGUACAGCCAGUCUUGCCUUUCUACCGAAGCCUGGUAACCCCAGCAGAACUCGCUAACACCCCAGGGACACUACCUUCUCUUCCAAUUUUAUCAUCUUCUGUAACUGUCAAACCCAUCACAGCUCCGGAACCUUGUAUGACAGAUCCUAUACCAAAGAAAAAAUCACGUAAGUCAAGUAUGCCAAUAAAAAUAGAGAAGGAGGUAAUAGAGCAGGAUGAGGAGAUGGAUAAGGGAAGCCCCUCUGAGGAGGAGGUUCCUCUGAGAUGUAGGGAAAAGGAUGACUUUGGGGGUAACCAUGAAGGAGAGCAUAUGUGCAAUGAAAAAUCUGAAGAGGCAAGAGAAGAUUACAUGGAUAAAGAAAAGGAAAGGGAUGGUAGCAAGCAUCUGAUAGACCAAACCUUUGCUGGAAACUCAAUUGAAAGGAAUGAUGAACAUGACAGACCAGAGCAAAAAGAAACGAGGGUCAUCACUGUUUCACCAUCCCUAUUGGAAAAGAGGCCCAUGGCUAGCUACAAAAUCUCAGCUAGUAAAGAAUCCACUUGCACUGAAGAUAGAACUGACAUAGGACAUUCAGAUUCAUUGCAAAUAGCUGACAAGAUCCCAGAGCAUAAAUGGGAUGAAUCUGGGCACAGGCUGACCAAUGGGCGUGGUCUCCUGUUGGAUGAAAAGGAAGGACUUGACAGAUGUGAAGAAGAUUAUGGGAUCUCAGGACUGUCUCACCUUGAACCUGAUGCUAACCCUCCACACCACUGUGAGAUCUGCAGUAAGACCUUUAAAAACCCUUAUAGUGUCAAGAUUCACUACCAAAACAUCCACUUGAAGGAGAUGCACAUGUGCACAGUGGAUGGCUGCAAUGCUGCCUUCCCGUCCCGAAGAAGCCGAGACAGACACAGUGCAAAUCUGAAUCUACAUCAUAAGCUGCUGACCAAAGACUCCCUCAGCCCAGCCGCCUCCCCCUACUCCCCAUCACACUGCAGAGACAGAGACUCUGAAGGCCUGGAGCCUGGACAAAACCAGCAGGACAAAGACGCGCUGCACCGAGACCCAACCAGCCAGACCUCAGUCAUCUUCCGAGGACACAACCGCAUGGGACUGGUGUUUCCUAUGAGCAAGGCACCUGCUGCACUUAGCAGUGCUGAGACAUCCCCCCUACAAGAGUUGGAGGGAUUAGGAGAAGCAGACAGAGGUGGAAAUGGGAAUGAUGGAACGAUCCUUGACCUGAGCACCUCAACCUCUGUCCUACCUUGUGGCAGCGGCAGCGCUCAGUCUUCCUGGGACUCAGAUGAAGCUGAGAGUGAUGAGGAGGCAGGGGAUGAGGAUGAGGAGGCCCUCCCCAUAGAGGACAGCGAUGAGAGCUGUGAUGGGCUGGGUGUGAGGAGGCCAGAGGGUGAGGAGGGGGCAGCGGGAAGACACAGGAACACAGGCUGUAGCAGGAGCGGACAAAACAGACAUCAUGGGGGUGGGUCUCCCAUCACAUGCCACGUCUGCCAAAAAGUAUACAGCAACAAAGGAACAUUCCGCGCUCAUUACAAGACAGUCCAUCUGCGACUGCUUCACAAGUGCAAGGUCCCAGGAUGUGACACAUCCUUCUCCUCUGUACGGAGCAGAAACAGACACAGUCAGAACCCAAACCUACACAAGAACCUUUGUGUUACCUCAGGGGCCACCGCCGAACACGAAUAAAGAUCUGGGUUCAAAUGGCAGCAAGCAGGUGAUGGGGGGGGGGGGGAGAGUGAAGACUUACUAAUUAGCACUUUUUAAAUAUGAACACAAUCCACCAAAAUACUGUAUGUUUGGAAAAAAAGGAGAAAUCAUGCAAAAAGAAUAUACAGUUAAAAAUCCAUGUGUUGUGUAAAAUGAAACGACAUUCCUGUCAAUGUUUACUCAUUAAAGUACAAUCAGUGUGUGUGUAAAGAAUCGUCUACAUUAAUGUAAGUUGUCCUGUUGUAAAGUGGAACUGAUCUCGUUCUGUUUUCUUUAACCCUGAUGUUCCAGUUCAGACCACAGAAACAUUUUCCCUUUUGUUCUCCCUGUGAUGGCAGAAUCAGGAAGCUGAAUAUUAUGGAUUUACUGAAUACUGUCAUCAGAUAGAUCCUACAUAUGGCGCUUAAUUUAUCAGAAAAAUACUUCAGUAAGCACCAUUAUUUAAAAGUUCUAGUGUUGAGUGUGACCAUAUUUACUAUUCUCUGAUCUGAUUUGAUCUUUCCAGUUCUGUUUUAUGCUGCCAAUAUUGACCAAAGAUUUUCCUCCCUUCCUAGAUGUGUGCAACAUCCCGUUUCUGUUUUCUGACGGAUAUGCAGUAUUAAAGGGGCUCACCGCGGUCACUAAUUAAGCCUGAGCACACAGGGCCUGAUGAAAUGCAAAAGUUUAUUUACUUUAUGAUGAACAGCGGUAAAGUGUGACUGUGGAACAAUAAAAUUGAGAAAAAAAAAUAUCUAGAAAAAUGGCCGAAGACUUAAAGACCUUCUCAGUUUCUGUGGCUUGCUUGUAAAGAAAUGUGAUCUUGGGGCUGUUGUUAGCAAAGCUGUUGCUCUCAUAUUGUUUGUGAUUAGGAGGAAGCUGACUGAGUGUAAAACCCACAGCCAGGCGCUGGUCUGGAGCCUGGAAGCAUGUACUGUGAAUGAGUCAAACACUGAUAAUAAAUAAAAAAUAGCAGUCAUUAUUGACCAAACUUACACUAUAAAUAACAACUGUUGAACAAAAUUGUUAUUGAACUGGAUAUUAUGUGAAUAGAGUAAACUCUCUCAAGGAAGUUAAACAUUUACUGUAUCAAAUAGGAACAUUUCAUGACUGUCUGUUCCUUUUUGAAUAAAAAACAAGAACGUGUAUUGUUCUGGUAGUUCAGCAGAUUUGCUCUGUAUCACAAAUGUUUGUAUUUUGUAUUUAAAUUCAACAGGUUAGAUUGAGAAACCAUUCUUUUCUUUACAUUGAUUUGUUUAAAAAAUGAGAGAGCAAAAACAGUUCAUUGUUAAUAGAUAUUUCUUUUGGUUUAUUGUCAUAAUAUUUGUUUGCAGUUAAAUAAAGAGCCAUAUGUUUGGAGGA